Solanum lycopersicum (tomato) is the source of this 924-nucleotide messenger RNA. RefSeq names its product photosynthetic NDH subunit of lumenal location 2, chloroplastic. Gene Ontology annotation, biological process: photosynthesis; photosynthetic electron transport chain. Lineage: Eukaryota; Viridiplantae; Streptophyta; Magnoliopsida; Solanales; Solanaceae. Gene Ontology annotation, cellular component: photosystem II; chloroplast; photosystem II oxygen evolving complex. The record is from RefSeq and is a predicted model, not a curated record. Gene Ontology annotation, molecular function: calcium ion binding.
CAAACACUCCUUAGAUUUUUUUUUUCAACACAAAAAUGACCACUUUCACAAAUCCUACAACUUUGUUCCAUCCAAAAACCAAAAUAACCAAAACUCAUCACACACAAUGCAAGACACUACCCAAAAUCCAAUCUAACUUAUCAACUAAUGAACAAAACUUCUCAUGUAGACGCAAACUCAUCGCGACUUUUCUAGUCACUCCAUUGACACUAGGCCUACAAUUCACCCCUUUAGCAUUAGCUGAAAAUUGGGGCGUUCGAUCAUUCUUAAGAGAACAUUUCUUUGAGCCUGGAUUGUCCCCUGAAGAUGCAGUAGCACGAAUUCGUCAAACAGCAGAUGGACUACAUAGUAUUAAAGAGAUGUUGGAGACUAACUCAUGGAGGUAUGUAUUGUUUUAUAUACGACUUAAAUCAGCUUAUCUUAAACAGGACGUGAAGAAUGCCUUAUCCAGGGUGCCUGAAAGUCGAAAAGAGUCUUAUAUUAAAACUGUCAAUGAGCUUACUGAUAACAUGGCUGAGUUUGAUUACUACAUUCGAACACCAAAGGUAUAUGAAUCUCGUGUAUUCUAUGAGAAGACGUUGAAAUCAAUUGAUGAAUUGGUGGGAUUACUUGCAUAAUAAUAUCAUCAGGCUCAAAGUACCCAUUGCCACAGCACUUGCUAAGGUUCCAACAAGUGCAACGAUACGUAAAACAAGAUCAAAUACAGAGAUUCCUCUGUUCACUCCAUGAACUCUUUUGGCCUUUGAUCCCUCUCCAGUUUCAAUUGAUACUGCCUUCAUUUUUUCCUUUUAGCUCAAACUUUGAAACUAGAAUGAAAUUUUGUUGUUAUGAUUUGUAUGUCAAGUGUGAUGCGAAUUUAUACUAACAAGUGAACCAAAUCAUGUAACAGAGUUACAAAUAGUAUUAGGUUUUGAUGACACAUAA